AUGGAUGUAACUAAAACGCCAGGUUUGGGGGAGCGGGGAAAUGAAAUUUAUUAACUUGUCAGUAACACAGUUCAUCCAAUUCUCUUCUUUCAGUUCCCAUUCUUCAUUUUCCCGGCGUUCCCCGUGCUCGUUCCCCUUUUUAGUAACAUUCCAAAUUUAAUUGUUAUUGUUUCGCGAGGGUUUAUCUCACGUGCUUUGGAAUCCAUAAACCCAUUGAGAUUUUAUUCUUAAUGACUUUGUUCUAUUUACCGCAAAUCAGAGUAGAUUGAAGACACACACUUGACACACCUUUUGUUGGUUCUUUAUCAUGUUUUGCUGCAGUUUCGAUAACAAACUCUCCAUUAGCUCAAUUAAUCACUAUUGAAAUCUGUUUUGCUGCUUGACGAGAGCCGAGGCAAUAAAUGUCACCCUCAUGUACGCCUACUUUUGCUACUGACCCCAAUGAAAUCAAUAAUCGGCUUUGAUGACGGCCGAAUGGGAUCGACCUUCCACAAAAUUCCUAUUCAUUUGAUAUUAUUCGACUAGCAAUUUCCGAUUCCUCGACAGUCAAUAUACAGAUCUGUUUGAUAGAUAACAAAUAUGAAAAUCGGCUUUGAAACUGAAAUACCGCGGAAUUUGUAAGCAUAUUAUUAAUCCACGCCAUCUACUCGUGAUCAUGAUUGUUUUAAACCUGUGUGGCCGGCCAGCCUCUAGAUUCUUUUGUUAAGCGAAACUGUCACUCGCGGAUUAAUUUGGUUGAGUGGAAGAGCAGAGUUUAAAAGAAUGUCGGGGUGUAACUAAGAGUUAUUGGAUAAUGUUAUCCACGCCGUCUAGGAGAGAGAACACUUUAACACGAAAAGUGGCUAUUUGCAUUAUUGUCAGUGACUGAAGAAGGACCCUGUAUCAAAUACGUACUACAAAAAUACGAAUUGGAGCAAUUAACUGAAUACGCGCAAGUGGACCAUUCUAGAUUGGCUAUGAAAAGUUCAAUGGAUCGUCGCGAUGCCAUAUCCAAACUAAAGACAAAUCUUGACAGAAUCAUGGAGGAGACUGAGAAUAUUUUGAGAAAUGAAAAAGCAGUUACCUCCCCGCGUCUAUUCGCAAGUAGAAAGGCUAGUUAUUCGGCGAGUGGUACAAAGCAAGAGCCUGUGGCUGGUAUUAACGAAAGAUCGACAUCAAAACUCGAGGUUAUCAACGUUUUACAGCAGAUUCUUCAAAAGCAAGAGGAACUAACAGUCGUGGAAUAUACAGUCAACAACAGCAGGUUCAAAGUCCUUGUGAUCGAAGAUACCGAACUAUAA
Molecule: messenger RNA, 1280 nt
Organism: Porites lobata
Lineage: Eukaryota; Metazoa; Cnidaria; Anthozoa; Scleractinia; Poritidae
Source: the annotation of a GenBank genome assembly